Messenger RNA from Meleagris gallopavo (turkey), 2163 nucleotides. Lineage: Eukaryota; Metazoa; Chordata; Aves; Galliformes; Phasianidae. The record is from RefSeq and is a predicted model, not a curated record.
GCUGUGCUGGGCCGGGAGGGAGCCCGACAGCCCCCGUGCCAUCUGAGGCAGAGGGGUGCUCGUGGGGCUUUGCUCUGAGCCCACGUAGGAAAACCGAGCGUCAAGCUGAAAUCCAGGGCCUCUUGCAGAGCUCUUGCAUCCCAGAGCUGCUUUUCUUUGCUCUGUUGUAUCUUGCCAGGGACCAUUAAGCAAAGCUCUUUUGGAUCGCAGGGCUGAAAGAAACUGAGGAUGUUGGGCAGAUCUCUUCCCUCCUACCCCGCAGGACGGCCAUACUGAAAGUCAUCUUUCUCCUACUGCUGUGCAUGAAAAUAAAGGAGAUGAAAAAGAUAGGGGGCCUGGCUUGCUAUAUUGUGGACCGACUUGGUAUAAAGCAUAGACAUGGCCUUGUGUGCUUUGCAGGAAAGAACAUAACCAGUGCCACUGUCUGGGAAUAGCCAUGGAAGUAAGGCACGUGCCCUACAUGAUGGAAGUAAUUAGCUAAUGCAAUGAGCUUCUGGAAGAGGCAGUAGCAUCCCAAAUACUCAAAGGCCAUCCAGCCUGCCCCGCAGUUCCCCUACAUGCAGCCUAGGAGCAGAGGUUCCUGCGCUGCGGGGGAAGCAGCUUGUUUGCUCGGACUCAGGCUCUGAGUUGAAGGCUCUCGCACCUUUCCCUAGCAGGAUGUUCUGUAGGGAUAGAGCCUGGCCAGAACCCAUCAGAUAAGCUAGGAGAAGAGUCUGUGACCAAAUGCCACCCCUUCCUUUGGCCAUCUGUGGUGAAGAGAUAGGAUAAGAAUAGGGAUGGGGAAGCCCAGCAACUCCCUGAUGGUCCUACCUGUUCCUCUGUGCAGAAUGGUUCCCCCACCACCCGUCAGCAAGCCCCACGUGUGCCUCUCAACUGUACUCAUCAUGAGCAGCCUCAUCCUCAUGGAUGCCUACCUGGUGGAGCAGAGCCAGGGCUCCAGGAAGCUGGGCAUCUGCGUCAUGGUGGCAGUGGGCGACAUGUGCUUCUUGCUGGUGCUCCGCUAUGUGGCCAUCUGGGUUGGGGCAGAGGUAAAGACGGCCAAGCGAGGUUAUGCCAUGAUCCUCUGGUUCCUCUAUGUCUUCGUUCUGGAGAUCAAGGUUUACUUUGUCUACCAGAACUAUAAAGCUGAUCGGAAGAGCCUGGACCUCAUGGCUCGCAAAGCGCUGACCUUGCUGCUCUCCAUCUGCAUCCCAGCCCUCUACGUGCUGCUGGUGGCCACAGAGCACAUGGAGUACGUCAGGACGUUCAAGAAGAAAGAAGAUCUUCGCAACCGCCUUUUCUGGGUCAUCGUGGACAUGCUGGAUGUGCUGGACAUUCAGGCCAACCUGUGGGAGCCCCAGAAGAAAGGGCUGCCACUCUGGGCCGAGGGCAUCAUGUUCUUCUACUGCUACAUCUUGCUCCUGGUCCUCCCUUGCGUCUCCCUGUGCGAGAUCAGCAUGCAGGGGAUCGGCAUUAUGCCGCACCGCAUGAUGCUGUACCCCAUGCUGAGCAUGCUCACCGUCAACAUCACCACCAUCUUCAUCCGAGGCAGCAACAUGCUCUUCUUCAGGGACUCCCGGGUCUCCAGCAUCUUCAUGGGCAAGAACAUGCUGGCCAUCGGGUUGAAGGUCUGCAUGUUUGUGCAGUACCAGCGGCACAGGCACCACGCGCCUCCAGGGCCAGGCUCUGCCCCGCAGCACAGCUGCCAGCCCCAGCCCUCCCCAGGGCUGCAGAAGUCUCGGGACCAGCCUGCCUGCCCUGAGGAACUGGCACAGGACAAUACAUGACACGCCAGUGGCAACCACAGCCUGGGCACCGCCACGCUUGGCCAUCCCCACAAGACACCAGGAGGGUCGCUGAGCCUCCUGCCUCUGGACAGCAGGGAGUGACCCUGUCUCCUCCCUCCUUGGGCAAGGCUGCUCCAUUCCCCAGGGGCAACGCUGCAAUGGGGCAUCCGAGCAGUGCAGGACCACAGCCCUCCAGCUCAAGACAGGGGCUGAGCAGAGAUGUCACCUGCUCCACCUCAGUGUCUUGCCCCAGCCAGGUGCCCCUCCUGGUGGGAGCGAGGAUCUGGCUCCCCCCACCUCUUGUCCCUCUCAGACAGCCGCAGGCUCGGUGGGGGCUCGAAGAGGGUAACUGACCUUUUUCGUAUCUCCCUCUUUGCAAUAAAAGGCCUGAGCUCUC